GCGCUGCGCAAGCUGUGCGGAACGUUAGCGUGCAGCUGCUGCAAACGUGUGUGUGGAAAAUCCCAUCCACAGAGAAGAGAAAGCCGGUUUCUGUCUCGCAAGUUUUGUGCUGGAAUGUUCUUCCCGAUCGCGUUUGUCGCAGCCAGGCAGUUGGCUCGGCCACUGUUCGUACGAGGUUUCUCCACCUCACAGGUCUACGCUGCCAACAAGAUGAAGAUCGCUGUGAUUGGUCAGAGCCAGUUCGGUACGGAGGUGUACAACCUCCUGAAGAAGGAGGGUCAUGAGAUCGUCGGUGUCUUCACCAUUCCAGAUCUUCAAGGAAAGCCAGAUCCUUUAGCUGUAGCAGGAGAGAAGGAUGGCGUUCCCACAUUCAAGUUCCCGCGGUGGCGCGUGAAGGGCCAGUCGAUCCCGGAGGUCGUGCAGCAGUACCAGGCCUGCGGUGCCGACCUCAACGUGCUUCCCUUCUGCUCCCAGUUCAUCCCCAUGGACGUCAUCAACACCCCGAAACACGGCUCCAUCAUCUACCACCCCUCCAUCCUGCCCAGGCACAGGGGAGCCUCAGCUAUCAACUGGACAUUGAUCCAUGGGGACAAGAAAGCGGGAUUCACGAUAUUCUGGGCAGACGACGGUUUGGACACAGGACCCAUCCUGCUGCAGAAGGAGUGCUACGCCGGGCCGAACGAAACUCUGGACAGUCUGUACAACAAGUUCCUGUACCCAGAGGGCAUCAAGGCUAUGGCAGAAGCAGUGCAGCUGAUUGCCGAUGGGAAAGCACCGCGGAUGCCCCAGAGCGAGGACGGUGCCACGUACGAACCCAUGCUGAAGAAGAAGGACUCUGUGCAGAUCAACUGGGACCAGCCAGGCGAGAGUCUCCAUAACUUCAUCCGUGGGAACGACAAGCUGCCGGGUGCCUGGACAACCAUCAAUGGAGAGCAAGUCACGCUCUACGGCUCCAAAAUGUUCAAGAAGGAAGUUCCGGAGGGCACGGAGGUUGAAGUGCCUGGUGCGAGCAAACCUGCCAUCGUGCACAAGGGCGGGAUGAUCUUCACUGGCAACGAUGGGAAAAUGUUGAACGUGAAGAACCUGCAGUUCGCUGACGGCUCCAUGAUCCCAGCUAAGAUGUUCGGUAAAGCCGAUGCUGGCGGCGCCACACUGGAGCUGACAGCUGAGGAGAAGGAGCUGGAGGGACAGCUCAAGGAUGUGUGGAAGGGGAUCCUGUCCAUAGAAGACAUCCAGGGGGAGACAGACUUCUUCAAGGCUGGAGCCGGCUCCAUGGAUGUGGUCAGGCUGGUGGAGGAGGUACUGCAGCGCUGCUCUGACGUCAACCUGCAGAACGAGGAUGUCUACAUGAACACGACGUUCCAUGACUUCAUGCAGAUGGUCGUACGUAAGGCACGCGGCCUGGAUGAGCCUGAUGAGUUUGAGUACGACGCUAUCGAGAUGCACGUGAACAACUUGAAACUGGAGUUUCCCAAUCAGCUGUUCAUCAACAACGAAUUCGUCGAUGCGUCAAAUGGAGCGACCUUUGACACCAUCAACCCCACAGACGAAUCUGUGAUCUGUAAGGUGUCAAAAGGAACGAAGGACGAUGUGAACACAGCCGUGCAGGCUGCUAAGGAGGCGUUCGAGGACGGCCCGUGGGGCAAGAUGAACCCACGAGACAGAGGGAAACUCAUGUACAGGUUGGCAGACUUGAUGGAUGAGCACAAAGAAGAGCUGGCUACCCUGGAGGCGAUCGACUCUGGUGCCGUGUACACACUGGCUCUGAAAACCCACGUGGGCAUGUCCAUCGAUACGUUCCGCUACUACGCAGGCUGGUGUGACAAGAUCAUGGGUACGACCAUCCCCAUCAACCAAGCCCGCCCCAACCACAACCUCACCUACACCAAAAGGGAGCCUGUUGGUGUUGUCGGCCUGAUUGUCCCGUGGAACUACCCACUGAUGAUGUUAGCGUGGAAGAUGGGCGCUGCGCUCACACCAGGGAACACCAUUGUCCUCAAGCCUGCACAGGUAACACCGCUGACAGCCCUGAAGUUUGCAGAGCUGGCUGUGAAGGCAGGGUUCCCCCCUGGUGUCAUCAACAUUCUGCCUGGGGCAGGUUCCCAGGUCGGCCAGGCCAUCUUGGAUCACCCAGACGUGAGGAAAGUCGGCUUCACCGGAUCCACACCUGUCGGCAAGGACAUCAUGAGGAGUUGUGCUGUGAGUAACCUGAAGAGAGUGUCCCUUGAGCUGGGUGGCAAGUCUCCCCUGGUCAUCUUCAACGACUGUGACCUGGACAGGGCCGUCAGACAGAGUUUGAGCGGCUGUUUCUUCAACAAAGGCGAGAACUGCAUCGCGUCUGGCCGACUGUUCGUUGAGGAGUCUAUCCAUGACGAGUUCGUCACCAGAGUGGUGGAGGAGAUCAAGAAGAUGAAGAUUGGAGAUCCCCUGGACAGAUCUGUGGAUCACGGACCUCAGAACCACCUAGCUCACUUUAACUCCCUGCUGGAGUACUGCAAGGUUGGAGUUGAACAAGGAGCCAAGCUGGUGUACGGUGGGAAGAAGGUGGACAGACCAGGGUUGUUCCUCCAUCCCACCGUGUUCACGGAGGUGACAGACGACAUGUGGAUCGCUAAGGAGGAGUCAUUCGGACCUGUCAUGAUCAUCAGCAAGUUCAAGGACGGAGACAUUGAUGGGAUGCUGAAGAGUGCCAAUGACACAGAGUUUGGUCUGGCUUCUGGCGUGUUCACCAAGGACAUCAACAAGGCGCUGUACGUGGCAGACAACCUGCAGGCUGGAACUGUCUUCGUCAACACCUACAACAAGACAGAUGUUGCUGCACCCUUCGGAGGCUUCAAGCAGUCAGGCUUCGGCAAGGAUCUUGGCCAGGAGGCGCUUCACGAGUACACCAGAACCAAGGCUGUCACUGUGGAGUACUGGCUGUGAGGGGUCAAAGGUUCCAACCUACGGGCUAUGGGGGGGUCAAAGGCCCUGACCUAUACAUAUUGUCUGGACAGACAAACACCACAUGUGCAUCAUGGUAGGGUUAACAUUCCUCCCAACACAUCAGAGAUGUCAGACUCAGUAAAGUUUGAGCAAAAGGUUUGAGCUUCAACCUGACUGACCCAACUGCAGUGGUCACACGACCUUAGGGAUGCUUGAUCUAUGCAAGGGGUCACACUGGUUAUUAGAAGUGUUGUUAGAAAGUUAGCCCUGCUAUGAUGUUGUUCAGCACGGAUGAGAUUUCCUUCCACAUAUGCAUCACAUAUCUCCACCAGAACAAUCAUCUUUUAGCUGAGAUGACUGUUCUGUAGAAAAUCAUGUACACGGUUGUGUAGCCUAGAGUCCCUGUGCAACUGUACAGAAAUUAUGGUAUCAGAUAUCCAGAGAUGUUGAUAAUAAAUUACUGCAACUGAAACAUGUCAUGGACUUAGUUUUAGAUAGAGUACCCAUCCCAAUAAUGUGCCAUCAGUAAUACAUAGACGUAGUAAAGUCUGUGUCAUCUCCAAAAAUUAGUUUUGGUUUUAGAUCUAGAGUUAGUAAAUGUUGUGAAGAAAAAUUAUCUCUGCAAUAAUUCGAGAAAAUUCUAUAUUAACCAGUGCUUGUUGUGUUAAAGUUGUCACAAAUUUAAUCAGACUACUUCUUUUGAAGGUGACUGAGGAUACCUACAUGUGUAAGGUAGAAAAUGUGUGCAUUUUGAAUCACAAUGGUUCUUUUAUGUACAUGUCUGUGAUCAUGUAGUUAUAUUUAGACGUUUGGGGAUCUUUUUAAUUAUUAACUUGAACUGCAGCCAAAUUGGCACUCUACAAGCAAAUAUUUCAUUUGUGACAAGUUUUGUCAGCUUAUAGAGAUGUGCAUGGCGGCAGUCUACUAACGGACACAUUUCUGUUAAACCAAAUUUUUGACUUGAAAAUUCAAACCUCACUGUAGCUUUUCCAAAAUGGAGUCAAAGAUUCCAUUGAGCUUGCUUCAUCCAUCCUGUAUCUGUACCACUUCUGUCUACAAAUGUAGAUGAACUGUCUAGAAUAGAACACUGGAGCAAUAAAAACAGACAUUUGGGAGCAGCGUGUUCCACCAUUGUCUGUAUGACUUA
Branchiostoma belcheri (Belcher's lancelet) is the source of this 4072-nucleotide messenger RNA. RefSeq names its product cytosolic 10-formyltetrahydrofolate dehydrogenase-like. Gene Ontology annotation, biological process: 10-formyltetrahydrofolate catabolic process; biosynthetic process; one-carbon metabolic process. Bases 115 to 2925 code for a protein of 936 amino acids. Gene Ontology annotation, cellular component: cytoplasm. Gene Ontology annotation, molecular function: formyltetrahydrofolate dehydrogenase activity; aldehyde dehydrogenase (NAD+) activity. The record is from RefSeq and is a predicted model, not a curated record. The transcript is spliced from 24 exons. Lineage: Eukaryota; Metazoa; Chordata; Leptocardii; Amphioxiformes; Branchiostomatidae.